AUGAGCGUCGGUGAGGACAAGAUGCGCGCUUCGGGCGAGGCUCCUCGAGAGCUGGCACCUGUUCUCCCUACUGUCAACCCAGAGGCAGAGAAGUCACCAUCCAAGCCUUCGGUACCCGCAGUCGCAUACGUGAUUGCAUGGAUCGGCCUGAGCUCGUCUGUCAUUCUCUUCAACAAAUGGAUUCUCCAUACCCUCAACUUCCGCUACCCCGUUAUCUUGACAACCUACCACUUGAUCUUCGCGACUAUCAUGACACAGCUGCUGGCCCGGUACACAACCUUACUAGACGGCCGAAAGGCCGUCAAGAUGACCGGCCGGGUCUACCUCCGUGCCAUUGUCCCCAUUGGCGUCUUUUUCAGUCUGAGCUUGAUUUGCGGCAACCUCACCUACCUCUACCUGAGCGUUGCAUUCAUCCAGAUGCUCAAGGCUACAACCCCCGUCGCCGUUCUCCUGGCCAGCUGGGCUAUGGGCGUCUCUCAGCCCAACCUCAAGGUCUUCAUGAAUGUCAUGGUCAUCGUUUUCGGGGUUGUCCUCGCCUCUAUCGGCGAGAUCAGCUUUGUCCUGACCGGCUUCUUGUACCAGUUGGGUGGAAUCGUGUUCGAGGCCCUGCGUCUGACCAUGGUCCAGCGCCUGCUGAGCUCUGCAGACUUCAAGAUGGACCCGCUGGUGUCGCUUUACUACUUUGCCCCCGUUUGUGCUGUUAUGAACCUCAUGGUUGCGCUUGCAUGGGAAGUCCCCAAGGUGUCGUUGGCUGAAUUCCAGAACGUGGGACUUUUCAUGUUUGGCUUGAACGGCCUGUGCGCCUUCUUGCUCAACGUCUCGGUUGUAUUCCUGAUUGGCAAAACCUCCGUUCUCGUUCUCACGCUCUGCGGUGUGCUGAAGGACAUCCUGCUGGUGGCGGCAUCCAUGCUGAUCUGGGGCACCCCGGUCACUGGCCUGCAGUUCUUCGGUUAUGGCAUCGCCCUGUGCGGCAUGGUUUACUACAAGCUGGGCUACGAGACGCUCAAGACCUACCUGGCCGAGGCUGGCCGCAAGUGGGCCGAGUUUGGUGCCGCACGUCCUGUUCUGCGCAAGAUGAUCAUUGUCGGCACUGUUCUCAUCGUUGUCAUCGGGACUCUUAGCUGGGCCAGCCCUAACAGCCUGCCAACAGGCCUGCCUUCUGCACGGCUAUAA
Molecule: messenger RNA, 1173 nt
Organism: Grosmannia clavigera kw1407
Lineage: Eukaryota; Fungi; Ascomycota; Sordariomycetes; Ophiostomatales; Ophiostomataceae
Product: duf250 domain protein membrane protein
Exons: 5
Coding region: 1-1173 (390 amino acids)
Cellular component (GO): Golgi apparatus; endosome; trans-Golgi network
Molecular function (GO): antiporter activity
Source: RefSeq, a predicted model, not a curated record